AUGAGCUUCAUCCAGCGCAUCGCGAAGCGGCUGCCCAGCGCGCCGAGCCUCCCUAUUGAGGAUGCGUCCCGUGAGAAGGGUCGUGCGUCUCCCCGAUUCGCCUUCUUCCGCCGGCGCAUUCGCUUGAAGGGGAAUUCAUCCAUUUCUAUACCCCUGGGGUUUGUGUUACUAUUUCCAUGCCUUGUAAUUCUCUUUAUUCUCCUUCUAUUCGUCCGACACCCUGCAUCUCCCGGGGGGGAUUCUAAUUCCAGCGGGCACUCCACCCUCCAUUCGAAGUAUGACAAGGUCUUCGCUACCGGCUGCAUGCCCAUCAGCCCCGAUGUUGACAAGGAACCUCGUGCCAACGCCGCGUUCGUCGUUCUCGCCAGAAACAAGGAGCUGGACGGCGUGAUCCAGUCGCUCAAGUCCAUCGAACGGCAUUUCAACCGCUGGUAUCACUACCCCUAUGUCUUCCUGAACGACGGCGACUUUGACGAUGACUUCAAAGCCACUGUGAAGAACUAUACCAGCGCUCCUGUUGAAUUCGGCAAAAUCGAUAACGCCAUGUGGGGUUUCCCUGAUUGGGUCGACCCUGAGGUCGCUAAGGAGGGUGUUCGCAAGCAGGGUGAUGCUGCCAUCAUGUACGGUGGCAUGGAGAGUUACCAUCACAUGUGUCGCUUCUAUUCUGGACACUUCUACAAGCAUCCUCUCCUGAUGAAAUACGAAUGGUAUUGGCGCCUGGAGCCCGAGAUCAAGUACUUCUGCGACAUUACCUAUGAUCCAUUCCAGAAGAUGAUCGAAGCCAACAAGACAUACGGUUUCACCAUUGCAGUCAAAGAGCUGCGCGAGACGGUCCCAAAUAUUUUCCGAUACGCAUCCGCCUACAAACGCAAGAACAACAUGAAGUCCAAGGGACUCUGGGAGAUGUUCCUCGAACGCCCGGCCGAGGAAGAUGCUCUUCCCGAGGAGAAGAAAGAGAAGCUCCCCGAGGAAAUCCUCCAAUCCGAACCCGGCGUCAAUAACCUUGACGAUAUCGAUCCUGAGGCAAUGGAAGGCGAGAGUUACAACAUGUGUCACUUCUGGAGUAACUUUGAAAUUGCUCGUUUGGAUUGGUUUCGCAGCAAGGAAUACGAGGACUUCUUCCAGAUGAUGGAUCGCAGCGGUGGAUUCUGGAUGGAGCGAUGGGGUGAUGCUCCUAUCCAUUCCCUUGCUGCCGGUGCUCUCCUCGCCCCGAGUGACAUCCACUACUUCCGUGACUUCGGAUAUCGUCACACGACCAUUCAGCAUUGCCCGGCCAACGCCCCCGCUCGACAGCUUCCCCGCGAACCUUACCUUGAAAAGACCACCGAUGAUGAGAAGAAGCGCAUUGAAGAAGAUGAGUACUGGGCCUCCCCUGAUCCAGUCAAGGAGAAUGGCGUCGGCUGCCGAUGCCGCUGCGAUACCGACAUCGUGGAUGUCGAAGGCAAGCAAGGCAGCUGUCUUUCAGAAUGGGUUGAGGUGGCUGGUGGUUGGGCCUCACCAUAA
Penicillium waksmanii is the source of this 1503-nucleotide messenger RNA. Its product is annotated as glycosyltransferase family 15 protein. Gene Ontology annotation, biological process: protein N-linked glycosylation; cell wall mannoprotein biosynthetic process. The transcript is spliced from 5 exons. Gene Ontology annotation, molecular function: alpha-1,2-mannosyltransferase activity. Bases 1 to 1503 code for a protein of 500 amino acids. NCBI's taxonomy places the organism in Eukaryota, Fungi, Ascomycota, Eurotiomycetes, Eurotiales, Aspergillaceae. The record is from RefSeq and is a predicted model, not a curated record. Gene Ontology annotation, cellular component: Golgi apparatus; membrane.